AGCGCUGCUGAAACCGCAAAUAAAAUUUUAUGCUGGGAGUUGAAAUUGAAACAGUUUUGGUUACAGCCAUCCUCCUAAAAGAGGUCUCACACGAUUGGACUACGGCUAUUAAUAACUAUUAAUUUUAUGAAUAGCUCAAUUAACAUAUAUACUUAUAUUUGUAUGUAUAUCGCGUAUAUAACAGAGUAGAAUAUUCGUAUAAUCGGCGAAGUUGUAACCAUCUGUUCCGGAGUACUAUCAUCAAUAACACUAAGAAAAUAUGAUGGGGCCAUGAGCCCGUCAUUAUUUGUAUUAAAUCCGAGUCGCAAGCGCGUCUCAAGCGGGCCUGCACCAUGCUAGCACCGCCGAACCCGAGGUCAAUAUGCGGCCAGGACCCGGGCUGGUCGUGAUGGCGCUUGCGUUUAUUUCGGGGGCUCGGCGUGGCAGCACCAGCACCAGUUCCAAAUCAUCAUCAUCGGCCACAUCAUCAUCAUCACCACCGGCUUUUUUCACUUCUACCGCAUCCGAUAAUGAUCUUGAACCUCUGACACCUUCUCUGCUAUUUCCAGCCUUCCUCGGCGGAGGCGGUGUGCUAACAUCAGCUAAUUCACGAUCAUUAUCUAAUCAUCCUCUUCAAGAUUCGGAAGGAGAAAUUCGCAAAGAGGAGUAUAACUACAUAUACAAUAGCCACAUAAACUUGCUCCCACUUGCAUCCGCAAGUGAUAGAUCAGUCCAAAGCGAUCAGCACCUUCGGUUGGAAACUCUAUCUGGCUUAAAAUCGUCUUCCCGUGCAACUAGACAAACGAGAAUAAUACGAAGUUUAAAAAUAGGUAAAAGAAAACUAAACGAAAAUAGACACGAAACCGAAGUCGACCGUGGGCGCGAUCGGGAAAGUGACAGCGUGGGUAACUCGGAAAGUGUGAUAGACCCUGAAAGUGGUAGCGGUAGUGGAAUAUACGAUGUUGAGGACAUCAUCCCAAAUGUGGAAGCAAAAACUAGCGCCAGUCUUUUAAUUGAUGAUACCGCCAUCAAUAUAAAUACUGAAAAAAUUUCCCUACGAUAUCCUACAAAUUCUGCGGAUACAUCACAAUCUUUGGACGAGGAUGAUAUCUUAGCGUUGGUGGCCGAGGAUGAUCUUCUAUCGGAAGAAUCAUUUGAUCGACUCACGAAAUUCACAGAUGACAAAAUUGGUUAUGUCAUUGUUGAUGAUUAUGAUGUAAAGGAGGACACAACUAGUGGUGUGAGUGAGGGCUUUUUAACUAAUGCUCCUGAAAAGAAACUACAAAAACCGCGGGACGUCAAAUACUUUAAAAAUGAGAAUAGUGAAAAUGGUACUGAAGAUCACUAUAAUUUUCAAAAUGAACAAGAACACAGAAAUGAAGAAGAAAAAACUAAUGUAAAGGAAAAUGCAAACCUAAAUAAAAACGGAAAAAAUUUCGUGGUACAUAAAGAAAACAACCAAAAUAAUUUAAGGGUGAUUGUCGAUACUUCGUUUGCGGCCGCGUUUAAUGAAAAUGGCUUGAGUCACACCAUUGCGACGGAUAAUGAGAGCAAUACUCGAAAUAUCAAUAGGUCAAUAUUCGAAAGCGAGUCUCCACUGACUCGACUUAAUCCCUGGAUAUCUGCCUGUGACCUAGCACAACCUGGUACGGCACCAGAUUUACAGGGUCAAUGCUCCGCUGGUACAUUACCAGUAGCAUGGGUUGAUGAGGGUCCCGGCCCUCCAACUUGCCCAAUUUCGUGUGAAAAAUUAAAGAUGAGUACAGUGACGAAAUUGAAAACUAAAUCGUAUAAUAGUAACAGUAAUGUAAUGAAUAAUUAUAAAGUAAAUAUUAAGACACCCAUUGGUAACCUUAAGGAUACCGCAACAAUAAUGAAAGUUCGUCGCGACUUAAAUAAAUGGAAUAGCAACGACAGCAAUCAAACUUCUUAUGGUGACGAAAUGUCGAUAAGCACAAAAAUAUUGAAAGAGCCCGAAAAGCAAAUGCUCUCUACUUCACCUAUCCAAACAAGUUCGUUUCAAGAUCAUCCACCCAAUUUCCGCAAACGAGAGAAUUUUGUGAAAAGUAAUACAAAUGAGGGCGAAACUGGAGCAUCAUAUGAAUAUCCCGACCAUAACCCAGUUGGAUUAAAAUACAAAAAAAAUGCUGCCCUUGCAUUCAACAACAAAGAAAAUAAAGAAUAUUUCGAUUACAGAGAGCAACCGCAGCAACAGAAGGAACAACAGUGCCUUGAUUACUUGGGCGAUACAGAGGAUACAAGUCCGGCUCACUUGUGUACAUUCAAAUCGCCCGGCGAAUUGGCGGAUCGACUGCGUUCACUACGUUUACGGCAUUGUUGUGAGCGCAAUGUCUUCAGCGCCCUACACACUCUCGCUCUAAAUGCAACCCUAAGUGGUGGAGUAGAAUGCGUUCGCACUCUCAUGGAUGUUAUGGACUUAGAUCUAUUGGCUACUCGCAUCACUUGUGAACUAGCGGAAAUUCUUUUUCGCUUCGAUUGCCGUCAAGUGUAUUCAUUAAUUCACCAAUGUGAUGAUUGUAAGGAGUCUUACCGGCGUUGGGUAUGUAGCACCUUGGUACCAUAUUUUGCUGAAGAAGGUGACAUUUCUGUAUCCCCAAGUUACAACAAUAAUCGAAACAGCAAAAGUAACAGAGUGAACAAAGAAAAUAGUAAUCAAACUUUUGUUAAGGACAUUACUACAAAUAAAACUAGUUUAUUGCUUCCUAAACUAAAUUACCAGAAUGAAUUGAAAGACUUUGCAAAUUCAAAUAGGGGUUCAGCACAACGAACCAAACGCCAAAUGAACCAAAAUCUGGCAUUUUUAAAUACAUCUUCGAUUGACAACAAUAUAGUCGCACCUAUUAGAAACCUCACGUCUACGGUUUGGAAACGGAGUAAACGAAAUAUGGAUGACGAAUGCAACCGGCACCAACAUCAACCGCAACAGGGGCAAGAAAUGCGUUCACAACAACUUAAACAAUCUAAUAUCUUCAUAUCGACUGCCAUUAAUGCGGAUCCAUAUAAUGAGGAUCCAGUGAUAUCAAAAAUAAUUAAACGAUCUAAACGAAAGGUGAUAUUCCGAAAGCGUAGAAGAAUACGACCCUGCCUAAGUGUCUGCCAAACGGUAGAGCAGAAGUGCCCAUAUCUGCUCCCAGCUGAUCGAGCUCCAGCGCUGCCUACACAAUACGCCGGCGAACCAACAUUUCUUUGUUUGGAUCAGAGCAUACCAGAAACUGGUGAACAAUUGCGUAAAUCAAGCUAUGGGCCUUCCGAAUGCUGUUAUAGCUACUGUAAUAACAUCGCACAUGGAAUUUGUGCCUCCUGCAAUGAGUUCAUACAAGAUAAAGAGGACGUUUCUCCAAUUGUAAGUUCAACUCCACGUUUGCACAAUAUCACGCUAACAGCGACUGGCCAGUAUCGAUUGGAUGCCCGUUUGGAAGCAACCUUGGCGAAAGACUCGACGAAUAAAAUGGCUGCCAGCAUAUCAGUUGCACUAAAAAAUAGAUCAGAAACAGCGAUAAGUGGCCAAAUCGAACGUUUACAAUAUUAUGCCCUCUAUGAUGGCAUCUAUUACUACGACGAGAACACGGCCGAUAUGCCUGAAACCGCGAUCUCGGACGAUUGCCCACCAGUACCGUCGGUGACAAGUCGCUGUUCUAUACCGUACUACGCCUCAUCGGCGGUGGCCAUCCGCUUACAACAAAAAACAGUACCAAAAGAUGUAAGUGGACACCACAUGCUGUUAUUGCUCAGCGCAAUGCUGUGUUUGCUGACGAGUCAAACUGCCGCAAUUCAGUUAAAAAGUCAGACACAUCCGAAUCAAAAGCUGCGUAAAUACAUACUGCAGAGUAUUUUUAUAAAGCAUUUUUAUGUCAGACAUUCCCCAUCUAGGGUGAGGUACAAACUUUCUUCAUCUAUAGUUGCAACAAAUGAAUUCAUUUACUUGGCUGAACAUUCUGCCGUAAAACAAAAAAUUCAAAAAAUAGCCUGGACCGUCAGUUCGUUGGAAAACUUCACAGAACCCACCAUACUCUGUAUUAGUAGUGAUAUUUACGAAAUCAAUACGAGUAGCAUCAGUCGUAGCGUCCAUGAAUGUGGCAGAUUUAUACAUUGUUGCAUUGAGAAAAACCUCAAUACUAAGUGUAAAAGUUCAAAAGAAAUCAAGCAAAGAAAUCAAGAAUCCAGUGGACAUCAAAAUCGAAAUAGAUUAGUAAGCGUAAAUAAAACUAUAAAUGGUAAAUGGAAUGGGAAGAAAACAGCGUUCAGUACAGAAUAUGGUGUAUUAAAUCGAUUAAAUGAGAAUUACAUUCGUAGUACUAAGUACAGGGGCUAUGUAAGGUAUAAUUAUGUUCAGAUGAAUAUAGGAAAUAAUAAUAAAAUUACUUAUAGAUUAAAUAGCCAAUUGUAUUUUAAUAGUAAUACUAAAAUCUAUCGUAGGAAAAAGAGUAGUAAAAUUAGAAAUUUUAAUAUCGCUACCAACACAGACUAUACUAAAUAUCAUAAAAAUGAUGUAAUUGAAAUAACAACAUCAAAUUUAAAUAAUUAUCUGAAAACGAAAGAAAACUUAAAUUAUUGCAAUUACACAAACAAUUGUAAGUCUAAUAAUAAGGAUAGCAUUGACACAUUUUAUUUUAAUAAUGCAGAAAAAAAUUAUCAGAUCAUUUACUACUAUAAUUUCAAUAUUAAUGAUUGGUGGCGACGAUGGUGGCGGUUCCCGUGGACAUGGUCUACUCUGCGACAACCCCUUGUCAUAUUAUAGUUCCCGUGCUGCCUUUUCAAAUAACAGCGUUUGAUGUCUGUAUUCGUAAGAUUUUUAUUUUAUGUUAAUUUUCAUACAACUCUUCACUAGUUUUUACAUUUCCCACGUAAGUGUGAACAUCUUGUCACAUUUCUGACUUUGUUCUUUAACUAAAGUUUUCAAAGCACUAUGAGUUUUGACUGAAAAAGUAGUUGCCAGAAGUCCUGAUGGUUGCCUACAUUCUUAGGCAACAAGGAAAACAUUUAAAAUAUGAAAUACUUCUUUCUACUGGCGUUUAUAUACAUACAUACCAACAUAUUCGCUACAUGUACUCGUAUACUCGAAAUGAAUUUCCCUGCGAUAUAUUUAUUGUUUCUGUCCAUUUAUCAAAAGUUUUUUUUUUUGUCAUACAUUGUUAUAGUUUGCAUCAUUCGGGCAGUAGAAUUUUAGUAGUUAUAAGGUACUUCUUAACUAGGAGAAAUCAUAAUCCUAGCCAGUCAGCUCAUUUUUUCCCGUACAAGUACUUAUAUACUAUAUAAAGACAUAAAUUUGUAAAAUCAAUAGCUUUGUAUUUGAUUAAGCCCCAUAUUUUUCGGAUAAGUUCGAUUCCGUUUGCAUUGUACAACUCCCAUUGAAAUAUCUUAGUGUAAAAUUCGAACAAUAAAUUGUAAUCAAAUAUGCAAUUAUAAUAUUAAAUAUGUAUUUAUAUGUAUUUGUGUCCGUUGUGCUCGUUUACAGAAGACAACUUUUGCUGCCCAAGGGCGCCGACUUGCUCGUACCAUUCUUUUAGUUUUGAAAUACUUUGAGUGUUUGCAAUUGCGUUCAAUUCGAAUGAGUAUUUACAGUAUAAAUACAUAUGCAACAAAAGUUUCCGUAUAUAAACCCGGACAUUCACACCUUUGUUGAAGCUGUUUUGAAAUUGCCCCAAAUUUAAUAGUAUGCUGGUGUUUAGAAUAUACAUAUGUAUGUACUUAGGGUGCCAGUUUUACGUGAAAGUGCCUGCAGAGUGGAGGCUCAAAGCCGAACCGAGCGCACAGCUAAUUUCGAUCAGCGCUAAUUUUAGCAAAGUAGAUGCAAGAUUCAGCGUUGACUUCCGCACAUACUUUGCUAUUAUACUGUUUUGUUUUGCUCUGUUUUUGUUCGUAACAGCUUCUUUUAACCACAAAUGUUUUAGCUCGAAUAUAAUUUUAGUUAAAACUAGAAAUAUAAUUAAUUAAUUAAAGUUUUGUGGGCAAAAAAUAAA
Bactrocera latifrons is the source of this 5960-nucleotide messenger RNA. RefSeq lists its product as uncharacterized. Bases 362 to 4738 code for a protein of 1458 amino acids. Gene Ontology annotation, molecular function: stretch-activated, monoatomic cation-selective, calcium channel activity. Gene Ontology annotation, biological process: calcium ion import across plasma membrane. The record is from RefSeq and is a predicted model, not a curated record. Lineage: Eukaryota; Metazoa; Arthropoda; Insecta; Diptera; Tephritidae. Gene Ontology annotation, cellular component: plasma membrane. The transcript is spliced from 6 exons.